AUGAGUUUCCUCGCCGAAUGGAAGCCUUUGGCCCCAGCCACGGACGAGGAAAUAUUUAGCACAGGAGGCAGUAUCAAAGAUGAGUUCACCGAAUAUAUUUCUGAGGAUACUUGUUUUGAAAUUAAGGAAGAACAUGAAGCAUAUGGAAAAGAUUCAUAUAACUUGGUUCAGGAUCGUGAUGACAUAUUAAGACCGCCAUUAAUAUUAUAUAAUUAUGGGAACAGAGGUUCAUCAGAUGGGGAUCAAGCGAUGCACAAAGAAAGUCGUAAAGAGUAUACAGAUCUUAUCAAUAAUCAUAUAAUAGUCCACCCAAAAGAGAAGCCAUAUAGCUGUGAAAUCUGCAAUAAGCUCUUCUCAAAGAAAUUUAAACUAGUGUACCAUAUGAGAGUACAUACUAAGGAGAAGACAUACAGCUGUGAGAGACAUAAACGGAGAAACCAUACAGCUGCGAUUGCAGCAAGGCUUACUCGCAGAAGCGUAGUACUAGUGAACCAUCUGAGAGUGCACACACACGGGAAGCCAUACAGCUGUGAAAUUUGUAACAAGGCCUUCUCGGCGAAAAAAAAUCUAGUGAGCCAUAUGAGAAAACAUACAAAGGAGAAGCCAUACAGCUGUGAAAUUUGCAAUAAGAUCUUCUCAAAGAAAUUUAAACUAGUGUACAUAUGCGAGGUACAUACUAAGGGAGAGCCACCCUUUGUGAUUUGCAAGAAUGCCUUCUCGGAGAAAGGUAAUUCUAGUGAGGCAUUGAGAAUACAUAAAGGAGAAAGCCAUACAGCUGUGAGAUUUGCAAUAAGGCGUUCUUCCAAAUGUGAUCUUAGUAAGGCAUAUCCGAAUACAUCAAAUGAGAACCGUACAGUUGUGAGAUUUGCAACAAGGCCUUCUCAAGGAAAUAUUUAUCUAGUGUGCCAUUGA
Molecule: messenger RNA, 912 nt
Organism: Penaeus monodon (black tiger shrimp)
Lineage: Eukaryota; Metazoa; Arthropoda; Malacostraca; Decapoda; Penaeidae
Product: zinc finger protein 271-like
Exons: 3
Coding region: 1-912 (303 amino acids)
Biological process (GO): regulation of DNA-templated transcription
Molecular function (GO): DNA-binding transcription factor activity, RNA polymerase II-specific; RNA polymerase II cis-regulatory region sequence-specific DNA binding
Source: RefSeq, a predicted model, not a curated record